AUGCCGCAGCCCUCGGCGGCAAGGAAUGCGUGCCACUGCGUAGUCGACCUUGGAUCGAAUGCAGCGUUGGUGCUGGACUUCGGUGCCUGGGAUCGCGAAUGGCGUGGCAUUGACAGCGGUGCAUGGUGUGGCGGCAGACCGGCUGCUCUUCAAAUAGAGGACAUGCUUCGGCACGGCGGCCUGAAGUCGAAGCGGAAUGCCCAGAAAAGCCUUUUCCACCAGCAGGCUCUACGUUUCCUGUCUGAGGACAAGGCUGAGGGCCACGAUGAAGGCCAGGGGGUGGACGAAGAUAAGACAACCGUGAAACGGCUGGUCUCGUCUGAUAGUGGCGGCCCCACUGCCGCCCAAUGCUUGACGGCACUGGAAGUUCUACUUGCUGGAGGAAUGUUUUACAACAUCAUGGAGGCUGCGGCUGAGGCCGCCUUCAACGUGGACCGCCGUCGCCUGCAGCAACCCGUUCGGGCAGUGGCCUUGGCUGAGGAUGCAAGAGGCGGCUUCGAGCUUUUGAAGGUGCGGUACGUCAUGGCCGACUGGUCCGUUCAUUGCCGCAUGCUAGACCUGGCCAUUGCUGAGAAGGCCGCACUGGAGAAAGCCAGAUCGCUGCCUGACACCCUGGCCAGCUUCUUGCCGGAGGAAGCCCUCCGGAAUGCUUUCAAAGACAAGAUCCGCAUCUUUAUGGCCGACGGGGAAUUUAGCGAGCCUCUGGCGGCACGGCUGAGUAAAGUCCAGGGAACCCUGCCGGGAUUGAAGGCGAUUAUGAGAUGCUCCGUCCAUAGUGGACAAAGGUCGCUCGAAAAGGCCUUGUCGUCUGACCCGGAUGUGCAGGGUCUUCUCCAGAGCUGGGUGCUUGGAUUUUCCGAUGGCAGUGGGACAAAUUCAGGAGGAUUUUGCAGGGCUGUGCGAAACUCGCUGAAGCUCCAGCGGCUGACGGCAGAGAAGCAGCUUGAGGGUGUGGACGAAAGCCUGAGGCGAUUGUGCCACUUCGGCUUUGCACCCCAACGUUUCAACACCGUCUGCGAUGCUUGCGUCAACGUGGCUGAGAACAUAGAUGCGGCCUUUGCUAAGCUUCUUCAACAAUGCUUUCAGCCGGAGAAGCUCCUCCAACUUGGCUUGAUCGCGGAGCUUGCCUGUGCCGCUGCGAAAUUCAACCACUCACUGGACGGCCAACAUCUGCGAUUGGCUGCGACAGCCCACAAUCUUCAGCAGCUCGAGCGUCUGAUCAAUCGACUCUUCGACUUUCGGAGUCCGGCAGGAGAGCUGCAGCAGCCGCUGGUUCUGGAUGAUGCCUAUGCACAUGGCUACGUACAAAGACUGCAGGCGACUCUAAAGCUUGAGCAGAACAAGUGCCUGGUUGUAAAGCAAAAGAUGAUCUUCUGGCACAGCGGCGCCAACAGGAACAAGAUACGUUCCUUCGUGGCCAAAGAACUCGGUGCCAUUCGCAACAUCGCUCAGCUUUUUGUUCAAGGCCUGAAAGCCGAUGUGGAGGUUGGCGUCCAGGCAUCGCUUUCUCCGUUUGAUGUCAACCAUACCCUGUGCAGCGACGAAGCUUUGCCAGAGCCUGACAUCUUCAAGCCGCUAGCAGAGGCUGCACAGGUGGAGGUGACACAGCUGGCCAAAGAGUUCCUCUUGGCACGUCCUACAGCCUUGCUGGUGAAGUCACAGCCUCCCGGCGACAAGUCUUUUCUUCGUGCCAGGUCAUUAAUGAAGGUCCGCCUCGACGGGCCGACAGCCGACCAACUCGUCUGUCGCGAGCCCCACAGCAUCCUCCCGAGAAAGCCGUGCCUGAAACUGCUGCAAGAAUACCGUCGCCUGUUUGCUCCGAGCGGCGGCUCGCAAGGAUGCCGCAGCUCACUGGGUCGUCGGGUUCUGAACGGCCGCCUGAACCCGCUUUCAAGAGCUGGCUUGAAGCGACAGCGAGGGCUGGAGCAGCAGCAACUCUUGCAACAGGCGCCGGCGGAGUCUCAGCCUGAAGACCUCGCUACUUUGGAGGCUGAAGCCGGCGAAUCAGCCAAACGUCGCAGGACUGACAAGCAAGUUAGCCUGACUGCCGCCAUGCAAAAGUACAAGACCAAGAAGGAGGAAUGGGCGACACUUGAUGCUUCGUCCGAAGCAGCCGCUGCUGGCCGCCUGAUAGAAAAAGAGCGGGAGGCUGAAAAACGCUUCGAGAAGCUGAAGAAGAUCGGCGUGGCCAGACUUUCAGCCGUGCGGUCUGAUGUCCUUGCGGCCGACCGCGACCGUUUGAUCAUGGUGGUGCAUGGCCAUGACUCCAGCAAGACACCGGGCCUGCCUGAUCUUGAACGACUGGGCAAUGCUCGUGCUUGGCCUGAGUCGAUCGAAGACCAAAGAAAUUUGGUUUACGAUCUGCUUCGUCAUACAUCUGAGGACUGCGGCAGUCAUCGACUCCUCUACUGGGUCUGCUUGUCUGACGAGGUCGAGCGUGACUUCAUCUUCAAGCCGUCUGAGAGUGCUUGCUCGGCUGUUGCUCGCCACUUGGGAGGCGGUUUUUGCGGUCGACAAUGGGUGCAGGCAUGCAUGGAUGAGGGCCGUCUCUUGCCAGCCUUGACAUGCCUGAAAAGCAGCUUGACGACGACACAGGAGCUGUGCUUGCAUAGCUCCUGUAUGUCUGACGACUCUGCUUUGCCCGCCACUCGGAUGCUGGGUGCUGUUCUCGAUGCCGCGGAGAGGGCUGACAUUACAAUUUCAUGGACACGUCGCAAGAGAUGGCGAGAUGUUACCUGCAAGAAGUGUUCUGUCAUAGUCGACGGUGAGACGGCUGAGAAGUACAGGAAGAAGAAGCAGAGGCAUCCGGGCUGUCUGAUGACAGUGGCGGAGUUCAUCGCUGCCAGCAACACGGCUCUUUUUUCGUUGGUAUUCGCACACAAGCUAUAG
This is a messenger RNA of Symbiodinium sp. CCMP2592, 2889 nucleotides long. NCBI's taxonomy places the organism in Eukaryota, Dinophyceae, Suessiales, Symbiodiniaceae. The record is from the annotation of a GenBank genome assembly.